Messenger RNA from Colletotrichum higginsianum IMI 349063, 567 nucleotides. RefSeq lists its product as uncharacterized. The transcript has 3 exons. The record is from RefSeq and is a predicted model, not a curated record. Lineage: Eukaryota; Fungi; Ascomycota; Sordariomycetes; Glomerellales; Glomerellaceae. The coding region runs from base 1 to 567 and encodes 188 amino acids.
AUGCCUUGGAGUAUCGCUCGUCUCUCUUUACUCCUAGCCUUGGUCUAUCUAUGUGCCAACGGCCAGGCUCGCGAAGUCAUUGGCUACCGUGUAACUUCAAAGGGGGAGGCUGAAGCCAUCAACGAACGCAAUGUUCCCUCCAGGAGUGAAUUAUUUGAUAGUAAGACGGGAAACCAAAUAGGCAACGGUGUUCAUCUAGUCUCCAAGCCGGGCGGCUGGAUGGAAAUACCUUUCAGACCGAAUUGGCAUUGUGUUUUCAAGGCAGACAAAGAAAAGCUUCGGGCAGCUACUAAACUCUGGAUUCCAUCUAACCAAUGGUGGUCAAAGGACACGGAUAUUCGGCAAUACAUCAGGCGAUACGGAGAUCCAGAUGAGACGCUGCGCUUUUCGUACAUUGAUAAAUGGAAAAAAGGAAAGACUUUGCAGAUGGUCAUUCCCACCGAGAUGAUAAACAAGAACACUCUGGACAUCUUUGCUAAAUGCUUUCCGUCAAAGGCGGAAUUGAUGGCAUAUGAAAACAAAAAGGUCUCUUGGUUGAGUUGGAAGAUUAUUGGACUCCCUUCAUAA